Molecule: messenger RNA, 3286 nt
Organism: Cuscuta europaea
Lineage: Eukaryota; Viridiplantae; Streptophyta; Magnoliopsida; Solanales; Convolvulaceae
Source: the annotation of a GenBank genome assembly
UUCUUAUUUAAGUUUUAGGCAGCAAGCUUAGAAUUCCUUGCUAUCUUGGUGUCAUCUUUGUCAAUAGCUUCUUCAUAGAUGUCCCUCACGUAGCAGCGUAGGGUUUGCUUCUCCGCCGAUUAUUUCGUGCGGCCUGAUUUUGUUUUUAGUUUUGUGGGAUCUCAGCAAGAACAAUACGGGAGUUUUCUUCGAGUUCUGAAACGAACGCAACAGUCACCCAUGACAACAAUGGAGGUUUUAGUACAUGUCUAUCAAGGAAUGAUCCUAGAGGAGAACGAAGGUCUCACUGUGGUCGUAGAUGAUGAGCUAGUGAAGGGAGAGGACGAGAACGAAGGAAUGAUCUUUGAAAAUACAUUCUAAGGGAUAAAAGAAUAAUUAAAACCGCAACCAGACCAGAGUUUUGGAUUGAAAUUAGCUAAAGGCCUAGAGCUAGUGAUGGACUCGGGCCAGUCCGGGUCGCGCCAAGGGUCGGGCCAGUCCGGGUCGCGCCAAGGGUCGGGCCAGUCCGGGUCGCGCCAAGGGUCGGGCCUAACCGGGCUUUUUUUGGUUUCUUGAGAUCCGGAAUCGGCCCUGGUAGCUACCGGGUCCAGGCAGGAUACCUUAUUUUUUUCUAAUUACUUCCUACCCCCACCUCAUCCCAAACCCCUCAAAAACACCCAGCCCAACCCAUUUAUCUCCCAAAGAGUUUGAAAAACAAAGGGAAAAAGUGCAAAUAAGCCCUCGAACUAACCGAAAAAAUGCAAAUCACCACUUUUAUAGGAAGCUCUGUCUGACCGUCGCCAUUUGAGACAUUCUGUAGAUGUGGGUAAUCUCCAACGCAACCGCAAGAGGGAGAUUGCAUCGACUCGAUCUACUUCACGCAAAGGCAAAGGUAAAGCGCGGGCCGAGUCUUCUUUUCAAAGUCGAGAUGAUUUUGAAACGGAUUACCAACGGCGAGAUGGUAUGAUGAUGUCCGACGAGGAACUACAACACCUAUUGUCCCAAAAUGAUCCACGUUUUGCACAAGAACAACAAUUCCCGACAACCAUCGAUGAAGAGGAGCUCGAGGAUGACGAUGGGGAGGAGGACGCGGGGGGCGACGGGACUCCGGAUGAUGAGGAAGAGGACGAGGGCCCUUCAACGACUACAACCAAAAUUGGUAAGAAAUCUAAAUCUGCUAUUAUUGAAAACAAUUUUACAAAAAGGAAAGACGAAAAAACCGAAAAAUGGUACGCAAGUUGCAAUCAUUGCAAGAAAGAGUUUAGCUUGGGAAUUUCUGGCGGAUACGGGAGUCUCAAAAGACAUCUUCAGUCCACCCACGUUGUGGAGUAUGCGAAAAUAGACAAAGGAAAGGGGAAGCAAACACAAAUAUCAAGGUUUGCAAAUUCUCAACCCUUUGGUAAUUUUUCCUAUGAUGAUAAAAAACAUUUGACUGGUAUGUCUCAUUUAAUUGUUGAAGAAAAUUUACCCUUUAUUUUUUCCGAAAGUCUUGCUUUAAGAGAUUAUGCUCAAGGUACUUUAAAUCCUCAAUUUAGAAAUUAUAGUCGCAAAACGAUUAAAAAAGAAGUUAUAAGGCAAUAUAACUUGGAAAAAGAAAAAUUACAAAUAUUUUUCGCAAACUUUGAUGGACGUGUUAGUAUUUGUAGCGAUAUAUGGGAGGAUACUUAUCAUCAUUUAUAUUAUUUGGGUCUAACUGCACAUUAUAUUGAUGAUGAUUGGAAUAUGCAUAAACGUGUUCUUGCUUUUCGUGAAUUCAAUGAUCGUCACACUGCUGAUAAUAUUUAUAUUCUCAUUGAACGUAUUUUAAUUGAGUAUAAUUUGAUUGAUAAGGUGUUUGCUGUAGGUUUUGAUAAUGCUAGUAAUAAUACUGCUGCUAUACCUAGAUUACGUGAAUUGUGUGGUGCUUCUACAUUGAUGGGUAGAUUUUUUCAUCAACGUUGUGCAUGUCAUAUUCUAAAUUUGUGUGUACAAGAUGGCUUAGCGGCAUUAGGAAAUGUUUUGGAGGUAGUGAAGGGGGGAAUUAAAUUGAUUUGGGCUAACACUCCACUAAAAAUGCAAUGGCGGCAAUAUUUGAAGGAUAGACGCGUGAAUUAUUGUGCUUUUCCUAAAGAUUUGUCUAUUCGUUGGAAUAGUACUUAUAAUUUAAUUCAAGUACUUGUUAGAUAUAAAGAUCAUUUUCCAGCUUUUUUAAGACAAACUUGUAACUAUAUUAUAAACCCGGCUGACAUCGACACUUGUGAAAAAAUUGUUAAUGUUUUGGCAUAUUUUAAUAACGCAACUCUAACUUUUAGUCAUGUUUAUAAACCUACCGCAAACGAAUUUUUUGUUGAAGCUGUUAAUCUCGCCGGCGCUUUUUGUGAAUUUUCCGACGCCGCUUACGUUAGUUAUUUUUGUGAUUUCAUGAAACAAAAGUUUUUAAAAUAUUAUUCACAUAUUCCGCAUAUAUAUGGUAUUGCAUUUGUUCUUGAUCCUCGUUAUAAACUUCCUUACUUGGCAAAUUGUAUAGAUUACUAUUAUGCUUCUUUUUUUCCAACUCAAGAGUUCGAUGAUAAUCCCAUCGACCCUAAACAAGAAUUCAACGAGAUUAGUAAUUUAUUUCAUCAAUUGUAUAAUGAAUUUCAUGCACAAUAUGGUAAUGCACCCCCUCCCAUGCAACGAACAUCUUCUUCAUCUAAAGGAAAAUCACUUUUAAAAUCCGCUUUUGGUUCUCUUUUGAAAAAAAGUAGAGCAACUCCCGCUACUGAACAAAGCUCAGGUAACGAGCUUUCUUUGUAUCUAACAUUGAAUGUUGAUUAUGAAGUUGGUGAUGACUUUGACGUUCUUAAGUGGUGGAAGGAAAAUGAAAGAACAUUCCCGAUUUUAUCAAAGAUGGCUAAGCAAGUACUAGCAAUGCCGAUAUCAACCGUUGCCGUGGAACAAGAAUUCAGUGCGGCCGGCAACGUCCUAACCGAUUUUAGAACGAGGUUGAGCCCGAGUUCUCUUGAGACACUAGUUUGCUUUCACGAUUGGUUGAAGGCCCAACGAAGAACUCAAGAAAUUACCAUCACUCCCUCCCGCCACUUUAUGGAGGAAACAACCGAAGGCGGAGAGUCCGAUUGAUUUUUUAUUACAAAAUGUAUUACAUUUUUUAAAUUCAUCCUAAUUCUCAAUUGUACUUCUUAUUUGAAAUAAAUAUACUUCAAUUCGAAUAUAAUAUAUUGUAAUUGUAAUAAGAUUUAUUCUAAUUAUAUAAUAAUUAAAAAAAAAUUAAAUAGGCCCGGCCCGGCCCGCCGGGCGGCCCGGCCCGUGAACCGGGCGGGUGACCCGA